UUGCCAUUUUUGACUUAAGAAUUUUCCAGUUUUUUUUCAUCUUCUUUGACUUUAAAAACUUCUUCAUUCUGCAUUCUUUAACGCUCUUUUCAAAUCAUCACUGUCUCUUUAUUCUUUCCCGGGCAUUGGCUCUUGAAUGAUACAACAAGAAAGGAGAGAGAGAGAGAGAGAGAGAGAGAGAGAGAGAGAGAGAGAGAGAGGUUAUGGCUAUUGACGUUUGUUGUUCAGAGGCUUCUGGUUCUGGAAUCAGCCCAAGAAACUCUUUCUCAUAUGAUCUUGACUCAACGGAGGAUGAAGUCAGGUUAGACUCAACACUUCUUGAUUCAGGUUCGGAGUUCGAUUUCUGUUUUGGCUCGAGUUGCUCUGUUCAAGAAGUGUCCCCGGCUGAUGAACUCUUCUCCGAUGGCAAGAUUCUUCCCGUAGAGAUCAAGAAAGUAACCUUUCGGGUUCAAAGAUCAGCUUCUCUCUCAUCAUCAACAUCUUCUUCCUCUUCUUCUUCUUCCCCAUCGUUCUGCAACCAGAGAUCAGCACCAGAAAAGAAGAUCAUGAGACUCAAAGAGCUUUUGUUGAAUCCUGAAUCAGAUUUCGAAGAUAAGCCAAAGGGAUUGUUCUUGCAGUUAAAGAGGAGCAUAAGUCUCAACUAUGACAAGAGCCGAAACAGCAAAGGGCUAAUCAGAUCGCUUCAUUUCCUCUCACGUAGCAACUCCACAGGCUCUGCUCCAAACCCUAAACCUAACUUGCCUCCCAAGGAAACUCAUCACCCUCACAAGAACCACAAUCUUCCCAAACACACGUCUCUUUUAAGAAGAUCAUCUUCGCUCUCAGCUUCAGUCCCUUAUAAACCACUCGCUAGAAACAGUUUUGGAAACGGCAACGGUGGAAUUCGAGUCAGUCCGGUCCUAAACUUCCCACCGCCGGCGUUUAUCUCAAAUGUCGCCGGAGGAUUCUUCAGCAUUGGAUCACUCUGUAAUGGUAAGACAAACAGGAAGACAUGAUUAUGAAAAUAUCUUUUGUCUUUUGUGGCCGGAGAGGAAGAAAAAAAAAAUUAAACCGAAAAUGUAUUUUUUUUUUUACUGUUUGUUGUAUGUAUA
Molecule: messenger RNA, 1091 nt
Organism: Eutrema salsugineum
Lineage: Eukaryota; Viridiplantae; Streptophyta; Magnoliopsida; Brassicales; Brassicaceae
Exons: 1
Coding region: 204-995 (263 amino acids)
Source: RefSeq, a predicted model, not a curated record